CCACUGGGGAAACCUUAACCCGGCUUGAAUCAGAAUCAGAGGUGGGGAGAAGUAGCCAGUCAAUAGACUUCAAUCCCCAAACUCAGAGGUUCUGCCUUAGGUCUUGAAGGAGGCCGGGUACAUACCCUCUCUGUGAUUGUGAUGCACAUUCUGUUUAGAACACUUCCCAGCAAGGAGAGUAUCUGUCUUUAUUUGUUUGUGUUUUUGGUAUCAGAGCAACAUGAUCCCAUUGACACGUAGGACUUUUCCCUCUGUGGUGUGCCUGGAACAGGGCGAGGCUGAAGGUGGGGAGGCCAUGUAAGGGGCAAGCCCAACAGCACAUUUACUAAAGAAACAUGAAGUUGAGGAAUAGGGAACUGGCAGUGAGAACAGUAACAGAGGACUUGGACAAUUUACAGAUGCAGCUGUGCCCACUGCUGACUCUGACCUGUUGCCCAAGAUCGCGACCCCAGAAGUGAUCCCAACGCUGGCCGGCCUAGGGCCAGACCCUCUCCUCUGGGACCUGCCAGGAACCAUCCAGGCCCCGGGGACACGGGGAUCUUCCUGCUUGGACGCAGUGGGAGGUCAGUGACACUGUCACAGAGAGAGGGUUCAUGCUCUCCUGGAAGAGAAUGUCCUCGUGACCCUGGGGAUGAGACCGGGGGAUUCUGGAAACCACAUGUGGGGGGGAGGCUAGACAGUGCUGGCCCGCAGGCCCCAACCCCUACAUAAGGACCCGAGCCCGCUGCCUGGCCUCGCUCACUCCCGGGAGCUCAGUGCAACCACAGCCGCAGCCAUGAGGAGCCUCCUGCUUGCCCUGGCCCUCGUGUGUGGCAUCCAGGCCACCGUAGUCCCCCGGACCGUGGAGGACCUGGAUAUAAGACAGGUGGCUGGGACGUGGCACUCCAUGACCAUGGCGGCCAGUGACAUCUCCCUGCUGGAUACUGAGACCGCCCCUCUGAGAGUGUACAUCCAGGAGCUGAGGCCCACCCCCCAGGACAACCUGGAGAUUGUUCUGCACGAACAGGAAAACCAUGCAUGUGUCAAGAGGACCAUCAUGGCCCAGAAGACUGAGGACCCAGCCGUGUUUACGGUCGACUACCAAGGGGAAAGGAAGAUUUCCAUGCUGGACACAGACUACACUCACUACAUGUUCUUUUGCGUGGAGGCCCCACUGCCCACCACCCAGAGCGGCGUGAUGUGCCAGUACCUGGCCAGGACCCUGGAGGUUGACAACGAGGUCAUGGAGAAAUUCGACAGAGCCCUCAAGACUCUGCCCGUGCACAUGCGGAUUGUGCUGGACCUGAGCCAGGGGAAGGAGCAGUGCCGUGUCUAGUGAGCUCCCGCCUGACCCAUCUCCUGGGGCCCAGAGGCGACAUCACCCCUUCUGUUCUCCGUCAGAGGAAUCAGGGGGGAUGGAGCCCCAGGUCCUGCCAGUCCUGCCCUCUCAGUCCCCAGGCUCCUCGGAGCUCCAGCCUGGGGUCCCCUGCCCUGAGCCUCUCCUCCUCCAGCAAUAAAGAG
This is a messenger RNA of Canis lupus familiaris (dog), 1500 nucleotides long. Its product is annotated as beta-lactoglobulin-2-like. Lineage: Eukaryota; Metazoa; Chordata; Mammalia; Carnivora; Canidae. The transcript has 8 exons. The record is from RefSeq and is a predicted model, not a curated record. Gene Ontology annotation, molecular function: small molecule binding. Bases 776 to 1315 code for a protein of 179 amino acids.